UUUCGUUCCUCGCGCCAGGCGUCAGGUGAUUCAUUCUUCGCUUUCUCGUGCUCGUGUUCACAUUCACAUCGUUGUCUUGCGUGUUUCGACGAUUUUGGUAUCUGAGCCUUUUUCGCCCGUAUGUAAUUUUUUACUACACAUGGGCAAGUCCAACAAGCGGCAUCGCUCUAGGAGCAGGGGGACGUCAAAAAGCGACCUACGAAAACGCCUUCGUAGGCUUGAGAGACUUUUAGAGGAUAAGGAAAAUGUGGACGGCGGCCAUGACAGGCAGUCUCGGCCUCCUUUUCCUGCUAUUAAUAGAAGAUCGGAUUCCCGGUCUAAACGCGACUGCUCUGAUUGCAGUUACAGCAGCGUUGAAAGCUUAAGCAUUGCUGAUGUUCCAUCAACAAGUAGGCAUCUUAGACGAAGACGUUCUUUGUCUGCUGAGGCUUCGUUAAGCCUUUCGCCUGCUCCUUCUUUAAGGGCAGGUGACAAAUCCCAGACUUCUUUAAGUCUUUCUCCUCACUGUGAGGCUGAGGACCUACACGGAGCGGAUGGUAGACCAAAGCCUAGAGCUCCUUUGAACUCGACUAACGGCCCUGAGACCGAAUUGGAAGAAAAUGUACUCAUCAUCGACGACGGCUCUUUAGCCCUUGAUGAUUUUGGAGACGUUUUAGGAAAUGAUUGCCCUAGUACUCCAGUUAAGGCGGACUGUUUACAUGAGGCACUUUCCUCAAGGUGGAACUACAUUGUAACAAAUGGCCUUUCGCAGGAAAAUUUACUUUCCUUAACUCAACGUUAUGCAGUCCCGGAGAACUGUCCGACACUUAACUCACCUAAGCUAAAUCCCGAAGUUUUAGCAAUUUUGGCCAACGAUCGGGUGGCUCGGGACAAUUUUAAUAAAAGUAUCCAAACGAAACUCGCAACUGUUUUGGGAGCUAUGGGAAAGUCUUUGACAGCUUUGCUGAAUGACAAUCCUAUUCCAAAAAAGUUACGUGAUGAAAUUGUAGCCCCUUUGGGUGAUGCUAGUCGUUUACUGGCGCACACCUUUCACGACAUCUCUGACUCUAGGCGUAAUUUGAUUUUACCAACCCUUAACAAAAACAUUAGGGAGGUUCUAGGGAGAACUAAACCAGGAGAUUUCCUUUUUGGAUCAGAUGUUUCAGAGAGCGUCAGGGAAGCUAAGUCUCUACAGAACGCAGGAAAGGAAUUAAAGGCGGCUACUCCUUUGCAAUUCUCAGCUUCAUACAGAGGUGGUAGGAACUCUGGGCGAAUUCGUUUGAAGCCUGUGUUCACAUCAGCGAAAGACCAGCGUUCUUUAAACCGUUACGGCCCGACUCGUCAAAAGGGACAGUCGAGAUCAUUCCGAGGCCAGCAGUCCCAUCAGAAGCAGGGGAAAUACAGACGAUAGAG
Molecule: messenger RNA, 1392 nt
Organism: Photinus pyralis (common eastern firefly)
Lineage: Eukaryota; Metazoa; Arthropoda; Insecta; Coleoptera; Lampyridae
Exons: 2
Coding region: 140-1390 (416 amino acids)
Source: RefSeq, a predicted model, not a curated record